AUGCAUUAUUUUAUCAUUUUGUUUUGUUUCGUCUUCGCGUUUUUGUCUCCUGCCUCGAACGCCCUCCACAUCACCAACCAGACCAUCGACAAGUUUCUCCUCUCCGAGUAUGACUAUGUCGUAAUCGGUGGUGGCCUCUCGGGCCUGGUGGUCGCGAACCGCCUGAGCGAGGAUAGGGAUGCGACAAUCUUGGUGAUCGAGGCUGGUGAGCUUGACCGCCGGGAGAAUCGGGUCAUUAUCCCCGGCUAUAUCGGCCGCGUCCCUGCGUCGGGAUAUGCCCAUAACGUGGCCACGGCCCCUCAAACUUUCCUCGACGGACAGACUCGGAACAUCAAUCAGGGCAAGGUUGUUGGUGGCGGAUCAGUUGUCAACGGAAUGUGUUGGACCCGAGGCGCCGCUGCUGACUUCGAUGCCUGGGAGGAGCUCGGCAACCGUGGAUGGGGAUGGGAUGGCCUCCUGCCCUACUUCAAGAAGGUCGAGAAGUACACUAACAAUGUUGACCAAGGCAUGCGCGAUGAACUCAACAUCAAGCCCAACAUGUCUAUGCAUGGAAACAACGGUCCUAUUGACGUGGCAUACCCCGAAUAUAUGUACAACACAUCAGGCAGCAUUCUUCAAGGCCUCUCAGAGGUUGGCAUUCCAAUCUCCGCCGACGUCAACUCGGGUGACCCGACGGGUGCUAUGAUCGUCGCGUCCAGCAUGUCCCCGACUAACCAGACGCGAUCGGAUGCGAGAACCGGCUACUUCGAUUCAGCGAACUCCCGCUCCAACUUCCACGUUGUCACUGGGCACACCGCGACACGUCUGAUUGUGGGCUUGCCUGGCUCCCUGAACCGAGGAAGCCGCCGGAUCGUCGGUGUCGAGUUCGCAACUGGCCUCUCGGGUACCAACCGAACUAUCACGGCAAACAAGGAGGUGAUCCUAGCGGCUGGUGCUAUUCGGUCCCCCGUUCUCAUGCAGGUUUCGGGUAUCGGCCCUGCGCAGGUUUUGGAGUCGUUGAAUAUUUCCGUCCAGAUCGAUCUGCCGGGAGUUGGGAACAAUUUUCAGGAUCAUCCCAUGGCUCGGUUUCCAUACAGUUAUACCAACGCAUCCGUAUUCACCUCUCGAGACUUGGACACCAGCGACGCUUUGGAAGAUGCAUUGGACACGUUCCUCGCCAAUAAGACUGGACCUCUGACGACCCCCUUGAUCAACACCGUCGCCUUCCCAAACCUCAAGUACCACACCGACGAAUGGGAAACCCUCCUCCAGCGGUCCCAAAACCAGUCCUUCGACUUCCUCCCUCUCGACACGCCACCCGCCGUCUCCUCCGGCUACGCAAAGCAAAAGUCCCUGCUCCUCGACCACCUCGCCCGCGAGGACGUCGGCGCCUACGAACUCCUCGCAGCAUCAUGGGGCCAGAUCUCCAUCGCCAACCAGAAGCCCCUGUCCCGCGGCACCGUCCGCCCGUCCUCGCGCUCCGUCUUCGACCCGCCCGCCGUCGACCCCCGCUACUGCGCCGACCCCCUGGACUGCAAAAUCAUCAGACUCGGCCUCCAGCUCGCGCAGAAGCUCAUGCGGUCCAGGGCCAUGGCGCCCCUGCAGCCCGUCGUCGACUCCAGGUACAACUCCACCGACGAGAGGGAGCUGAUGGCCGCGCUGAAGCCCCUCGUCGGCACCGAGUACCACCCCAGCGGUACGACGAGCAUGAUGCCCGAGGACCUGGGUGGAGUGGUGGAUUCUCGGUUGUUGGUGUACGGGACGUGCAACCUGCGCGUCGUCGACGCGGGGAUCAUGCCCAUGAUCCCGGGCGGACACAUACAGGCUGCCGUGUACGCCGUGGCGGAGAAGGCUGCGGAUAUCAUCAAGGACUCCGCUGAUGGCCCGGACGCAUGCCCGAUGGGUCAGCCGCAGUGGCCGAUCGAUCACGGUCCGGUUGAUGGUGAUGAGGAUGACUGA
Colletotrichum karsti is the source of this 1938-nucleotide messenger RNA. RefSeq lists its product as uncharacterized. Bases 1 to 1938 code for a protein of 645 amino acids. Gene Ontology annotation, molecular function: flavin adenine dinucleotide binding; oxidoreductase activity, acting on CH-OH group of donors. The record is from RefSeq and is a predicted model, not a curated record. Lineage: Eukaryota; Fungi; Ascomycota; Sordariomycetes; Glomerellales; Glomerellaceae. Gene Ontology annotation, biological process: secondary metabolite biosynthetic process. The transcript is spliced from 8 exons.